UACAAUUUUGGUGCAUGGGCCUUUUAUUACGGCGCUGAGGUCUUUGCGUAGUUAUACAGUGUCGGUGUGUUAUCUGCCGAGUGCGAUUAAAGUGUAAAUUUUAUUCGUCUUGUGAUUAAGUCCCAUCUACUCUGGUCCUUGAAAACUUGGGGAGUACAGGGCAGUGCUCUCUCCUCUUCUUGUAAUGCAUCUCACGUGAUCCUGGAUAGUUUGCAAGACAGUCAAGCCAUCUUGUCGUCUGCCUCGCCUGGAAAGCUCGGGGUGUGCCUAUUUAUGAUGUUUUACUUUGGCUGCAGUGUAAAUAACUUGCUUCAUAAAUUCCUUUUCUCUUUGGGCAUUCUUUGAAACAUCUUCCUGGGAAAGGCUGUUGAUGAUAUUAAUGAACCUCACUGAUCUCAUAAAUGAUAUUUUUGAAUAGCUCUAGCUGUCAGUCAAUGUACAGUAGUUACGCAGCCAAAUAUGUGUGUUUUGUUGAUACUGUGGAACACACAGUCGGGAGGAUAUACAUGUAGAUUUUGAAGAUGCUUGAAGACCCCUUCCCCCGGCACAGGAUUCCAUCUGCCAUCAUGGGGAUGCAAGGAGGAUUCUGCGGGUUGGAGUUUCCCUCAUAUUUCGAAGAUUUGAGGGAAAUUGUCACAACAGUGGAAACUCGACUCCGGCCGAUUCCUGAGAUCAGAAUGCACAUCUCGCGUUUCAUGGAUGGCGCCGACAUGGACGAGGUCUACCCCAGGCUAUAUCUCGGUGACUGUGACGCUGCCAUGAAUGAACAGUAUCUUCUUCGCCACGGCAUUUCAUACAUAUUAAACGCAGCUGGAAAUACGUGUGGACCUGCUCCCGUAAAAACAGGGCCAGAUUACUACAAAGAUCCUUCCAUAGUAUAUUUAGGCCUUAAUCUUAUUGAUCUUCCAUUCAUAAACAUUUCCGUCCAUUUCGAAACUGGUGCCAACUUCAUAGAGGAUGCUUUAAGUUCCGGAGGCAAGGUGUUAGUGCACUGUCGCCAGGGAAGGUCGCGCUCGGCCUCCAUCGUGGCGGCGUUUCUCAUGAUCAAGCGCGACAUGGCGGCGGCGGCGGCGCUGACGCUGCUCAGAGAGUGUCGGGAAAUCAGACCAAACAACGGAUUCCUUCAGCAGCUGGCGGACCUUGACCUCAGCCUCUUCCGAAUGAGGCUGGAGAAGCUGCGCGAGAUGGAUUCUUAUCCUACGCUGGGGUACCCUGUAUCCAGCAUACAUGUCGGGAAAGUUCUCACAAGACUUUCAAAGAUGUUCCCUUAUCAAUGCGCCAUAGUACUCGACCGUUUCACCGUUGCCCUUUGCUUCACGGGGCUUAUUAUGUUCGUAACUUGUCAGUACCAGUAUGCUAGUUACAUGACUGAAACACUGCAGAGUAAACUGGAUGUAAGAUCUGUUAAAGUUACACUUUGA
This is a messenger RNA of Penaeus monodon (black tiger shrimp), 1421 nucleotides long. Its product is annotated as dual specificity phosphatase DUPD1-like. The coding region runs from base 522 to 1421 and encodes 299 amino acids. The record is from RefSeq and is a predicted model, not a curated record. Gene Ontology annotation, molecular function: protein tyrosine/serine/threonine phosphatase activity; MAP kinase phosphatase activity. Gene Ontology annotation, biological process: protein dephosphorylation; negative regulation of MAPK cascade. Lineage: Eukaryota; Metazoa; Arthropoda; Malacostraca; Decapoda; Penaeidae. Gene Ontology annotation, cellular component: cytoplasm. The transcript is spliced from 9 exons.